AUGGGUGCGAAGGACAACGUGAAAAUGGCCUCUCAAAGCUUGGAGGGAGGAAGUGCUCUCCUGGUUGCUGACAAUUUCGGACAGAUACUGAUGGUUAUGUUUGGCGCGUAUAUUGCAGUCGCGCAUCGCUGGCUCGGCUGGAAGAACCUUGUGCCGGCGAUCCUUGUACCACUGGUAGUGGCCGUGCUCACGGCAUUGCUGACCAUGUAUUGGAGCUCUCGACGGAAUACUUGCACUCAGAAAGCCGAGGAGGACAGCAAGGUGGGCAGCUUGCAGGAGCAGGUGCAUCAGGUGGAUGAGGAAGACAUAGAUCCGAUCUGGACGGCAGAUUGGACAAGCCGCGAGGAGAGGGCGGAGGCUGCGAAGAAGCUGCAAGAAGCAGAGCCCCCUCGCAAGAUCGAGGUGUUCGAUCUCAACGACACUCCAACCUGGCUAGCGCAGAUGCAGAAGCGCCGUGAGCAAGCCCAGCGUGCCGGAAAGGACAAGCUCGUCCAAAAGUUGGACAAAGAGAUCGAGCAGGCUAUGAGCAAGUCCCUCACAACCAAGCGAGGAGGCUUUGAGGGAGGUGUAAAGCUUUGCAAGGCAGAGGACGACGUCUGGAACAUGGGGCAGAUUGCAGGCCUCACAGCGAACUCCAAGCACAUUUCGUCCGGUGAAGAUCCUGGACUAGUGAUUUCCUGCAAGACUUCUUGCCAAGGACAGCGCUCCUUCGUAGAAGCUGAUAGAUGGGCGUGCGUGUUUGCCAUGGCAAGUGACAAGGGUCUGGAGGGAAAGCAGGCCUCCUCGCUUCUGGCAUCCCUCGAGCGCGAGCGCAAUGAUCGUGCUGCCAUGACUCGCUCGCUGACUGAUCAGCUUUCGGGUCUUCGGCGUCUGGAGCGCGUGGCAUUGGCAGGGGCUGAUUCUGCUCGUUUAGCGCAGCUGAGCCAAUUGCGGCGCAAGAUGUUGCAACAUUGCCUCGACAUGCCCACUGUGGCUUGCGAAGAGGAGGCGGGUCCCUCCGAAAAGGGCAUAGAUUCCUUGCUGCGGGAUGUGCGCCACUGGCAUGCAGAACUGAGACAGCUGCACGCAGUGGAUAAGGAUAGAUUGUCUGGAUUCCCAGGCGCUCUAACUCCGCUUUCCACAGAGAUUCGAUCGCUUCGUCGUAUCUUGGCAGAGCAGGAGGAGCAAAGGAAGGAUGCCGAAGAGCGGCUGCAAACUCUUCCGAGACGGAUUCCGGCAAUACACCCAGUGCAAAGCGAGUCGCCCAAGCCGGGCUUCAAUGUGAGUGUGGCUGCUGGCAUACGCCUAGCGAUGCCGCCACAUGCUGCAGGCAAAGUAGCCAGAGGCCCAGAGCCAGCGCUCCUGUUGUGUGAACAUCUCACGAAGAGGGAGGGAAGGGAAGACGUGGAGAAAGGGGAUCAGGCUGCGAGUGACAGUUCAGAUGAGGGGGUGGUGGUGCUGAUGACCAGCAUCCCCAGCCGAAUCGACCGCGUUGAACCCGUAAUCGACUCCAUGCUCGCGCAAAGCUGGCCGGCAGAGAUCUACAUGAGCGUGCCGUACAUCUACAAUCGUACGGGGGAGGCAUACAAAAUUCCGGCGUGGCUGCAAGCGAAGGCAGGAAUCCCUGGUUUUCAUCUGGUUCGCUGCACGGAUUUGGGGCCCGGGACCCACCUCUUGAAUGGCCUUCGCCUGGAGCAAGAUCCAUGGACUUUCCUGGUUGUUGUGGAUGACGACCACAUUUACGGUCCAGAGCUGGUGGAGCAGCUGCUGCGGGCAGCACUCGGGAACCCUGGCAGUGCCAUAGCAGCUCAGGGCUUCCUCUCAGUUCCCGGGCUUCUCCAAUCAGAUGAGCUUCGCUCCGUGCAGGAGCAAGGUGGCGAACGCCCCAGAUAUUUGCAGGAUCAGGGCUUUGCAGCUGGACCUGUGCUUGUUAGCUAUCUGGGUGUUGUGUACCAGCGCGGCUUCUUUGAUGAUACCGUGUACUCCUACAGUAGCGACUGCCAGCAGUGCCGCUAUCAGGAUGACAUGUGGUUUUCCGCGCACCUCGCGCAGAAAGGCAUACGCCGUCUGGUUCUUGGAGCCGCGCUCGGUGUGCAGGAGCUGACAGAAAUGCAUCUCGGCCCUGAGUCCCUUACUUUCUGGAAAGAAAACAAACCUCGGCAGAUCAGUGACGACUGCAACAAGGGCUUGCUGCGUUCCAAUAGACACCUCUGGGCUUUUCGGCGGCGAGUCGUGCUUGCCAUUGCUGGGCUGCCGCCGGGGACGUGGCCCUUUCCAAAUGAGGUGCCUUCAGACUGGGUUCCGGCACUGGCGGCCUUUGCCAGGCUUCCGAAGCCCCCUGACUUGACUUACCUUUGCACUAGUGGCUGGGAAGAGGCUGGACAAACCGCUGGCUUCGCGGUUGGGAAAUCCUUCAUGCUUGACACCAUCCUGGCAACUGGCUCGAGCGCCUGUGAGGCGCACGCUGAAGCCAGGAUGUCGCAGCUGAUGCGCGAUCCCCUGCUGUGGGAAGGAGACCCCAACACGGUCCUCAUCAUGGGCUCUCUCCAACUAUUGGAGGAUGAUCCAACAGGCUUCUGGGAGGUGGCCGAAUGUGCCGCCAGCAUGUUCGAUGCUGCUGCUGAAGAGGCGGAACUCGAAGCGAGGAAGCUCCGCGACUUAAAGCAGAAAGUCUUGGCGACUGAGACUGCCAAGGUUGCUGACGAGGGCGUCUCGCAGCAAUACGGCCACAUAAUGCUCAACAUGAUGUUUCGACAGCGUGGAGACUCCCACGUCCUGGGGGACAUCGCUUUGCCAAGGUCGCAGAAACAAGGCGAGCAUGUUUGGCCGUACUGCCGCAUGGGCGACUGGGUGGCUGCCACUGUUGGUGCCUUCACUGCGGGCUAG
Symbiodinium pilosum is the source of this 2865-nucleotide messenger RNA. Lineage: Eukaryota; Dinophyceae; Suessiales; Symbiodiniaceae. The record is from the annotation of a GenBank genome assembly.